AAUUGACCGAAAGCUGCAACGUGGAGAGUCAACGUUCGAAGUUGCGAAGAGCAAGAAAUCAAUCAAUCCACAUUUUUCAUUUUUGACAUCAGAAAUCAAUCGGAGAAAAAGACCCUCUUCCGCGUUUUAGCCGUUUAUUUGUCUCCUCUAUAAACCUUCUGCUUCUCGUUCAUCACAAACAAACAAAGAAUCAUCCUAAUUCCUGAAUCCCCCAAAGCUGCUUCAUAGGAAUACACGAAUCAAUCAAUCAAACUCAAAUUCAUAUAAUUCCUUGAAAACCCUGAUGAUGGAGUCUAACCCAACCCCAAAACCUUCGGAUUCAACCCAGGCUUCGAAACCCGACGACCUUCAUCACUCUGCCGACUAUGCUCCCUACCCGACAAUCGACCUCAAGGAUGUGAACCCGCCUCCGCCUGCUACUGGGUCGGAUCCCCACCGAGCUUCAUCGCCGCCGACACCCCCUUCUGCUCCCACGUCGUCGGAAAUUCCGGCUGCUCCGAUCUCCGGCUCCCCUGCAACUUCCAUGCCUGCUGAAUCCAAUCCCUACGUCUCCCCUGCUCCCGCUCGUGGUCCCGGUUCUUCUGUCAAGAAUACAAUGGAUACCGUGAAAGAUGCUUUGGGUAAGUGGGGAAAGAAGGCAGCAGAGGCGACUAAGAAGGGUCAAGAUUUGGCUGGGAAUAUGUGGCAGCAUUUGAAAACUGGCCCCAGUUUGGCUGAUGCUGCUGUUGGAAGGAUAGCUCAGGGUACGAAGGCUUUCGCCGAAGGUGGGUAUGAGAAAGUAUUCAGGCAAUCUUUUGAGACUUCUCCAGAAGAGAAACUUCUGAAGUACUAUGCAUGUUACCUGUCUACAUCUGCUGGUCCUGUCAUGGGAGUCCUGUACCUGUCAAGUUUGAAGCUUGCAUUUUGCAGUGAUAAUCCUCUUUCAUAUAAAGUUGGUGAAGAAACUCAAUGGAGUUACUACAAGGUAUGCUUUCUCGCUUCAGGAUUUUCUCCAUUCAAUGUUGGUGAUUUUUGUUAUUUUCGUAUUUUUAUCCCUUGGGUUGAAUUACGCUUUUCAGAUGAAUGUGGGUUUUGAUUAGCAAACUCAUUCAUGACAGCACUUUGAAAAUUUGUGUUGGUAUUGCAUGAUUUCUUUGGCAUUUCAACCAGCGUGCUUUCUGAAAUAUGCCUUCCAAUUUAUUAAUUUAGUUGGGUUCUUAUGGAGAUCAAAGUUAAAAUGUUCUUGUAGAGGUUGCUAUAUUGUGAAAUCUUUGUUUGGAGAACCUUUUGAACUUGCAUUCGUUAGGAUGUUUUUCAUAUCUUUCAUUGCAUGAUUAGUAUUCAUAACAUGCCAAUUAGAGUUCCAUUAUUUUUGUGAUUUGGAGUUCUAUGUGUACCUUCUCUUUUCGGAGAGAUGCAGCUCAUAGAGCACUCUUCAUGUUGGCCUUUUGCUACCUCUUGUGGACUCAGUAACCUCCUCUUCUGCUCAUAAAUUCUGGAUGUUAUAAUUGAGAUUUAUUUCAUUCCACGUUAACUCCUCAAUCUGAUGAAUGAUGGCGGACUACCUUUCACUGGAAACAGGUGGUCCUCCCAUUACAGCAACUGAAAGCAGUCAAUCCUUCAGUAAGCAAAGUAAAUGCGGCUGAAAAGUUCAUCCAGAUUAUCUCUGUUGAUAACCACGAAUUUUGGUUCAUGGGAUUUGUAUACUACGAUAGUGCAGUGAAAAAUCUGAAAGGUAUUCUGGAGGGUCGUCAUUAGUAAUCAGCACAUUUCGUUCAGCAUGUUUGCCUCCCGGUUUGUAGAUAAACAAUUUGGUCGCUUGUUUUCACCUUUACCCCGUACUCGGGGAUAGAUUCUGUGCAUCCUUCAGUAUCAUAAGUUAGCUAUGGUGCGAAAUUCUUUCUAGUAAUGUAUACACAUACUGCUCAUUCUUAUUGUGUACGAAUGAAUUAUAGGUGUUGUGGAUUAUUUUUUUUUUUUAAUUUUUUUUUUUAUAUAUGUUGGAAGAAGCCCGAGGGCUUAGCUACAUUGGGUCCUAUCUAAGGUGUUGUGGGUUAUCUGUAAAUCAUCUCUAUUGUUGAAUGUUGGUUUGGUCAAAUAUGCAGUGAACAACUGAACAAGUAUUGUCAGUUACACAUGUCUAAAUGGUUCCUUACAUUUGGGCUUACUUGAUUUUACUCUAACAUUAACAUUUUAAUAUUGUAGUCCUAAAUAUUAUAUUUUUAUACUUUUUUGGUCUUAUUUCACUGUUUCGAUCAUUUUUCUGUCCAGUUCGAUGUUGACCGGUAGGUGACAUGCCGGAAUCAGGCAUAAGCCGUAGUGCUCUGUAACAAGCCACAUGCAUUGG
Messenger RNA from Oldenlandia corymbosa var. corymbosa, 2326 nucleotides. Lineage: Eukaryota; Viridiplantae; Streptophyta; Magnoliopsida; Gentianales; Rubiaceae. The record is from the annotation of a GenBank genome assembly.